GGGGGCCAGGCUGGUUUUCUUUUUGCCGUUGAAGGAAGAAUAAAAGAGCCUGAAGAACACCAAGGCCCUCGAGUUCUCCGAGGUGGAAACAUCCAAGACUUGGCCGAGUGGACUCCUCAUCGUCUUCGGGUCCUUCUGUUAUCCCUCCUCCGUCGUUAGAAGUUGAACCCGGCCAGAAGACGCCUGUAUCAAUCAACAAUGUCUGCUCCUGCUGGGCCGGACCCGACGGGCAUGGUCGGCAUGAUGCCACCACCGCCGAACGUGACCCCCGACUUCUACCAUACGACAUCCGUCCAAAUCGCCUUCAUCGCCGUUUUUGGCGUAACCUUCGCGUUGGCCACGAUAGCACUCUUGCUGCGUUUCUACACUCGAGUCUUCGUGGUGAAGUCCGUGGGACUCGAUGAACCAUUACUUAUCAGCGCGUGGGCGGUGACCCUGGCCUUCUUCGUUGUCUCGGUGCAAGCGAUGCCAUCAGGGUUUGGCAGGAAUAUGUACGAAGUAACACAGCUACAGCUCGUGGGAUACCUCGAGAAACUCCUCAUGUUAGCGUUAACCUACAUCUGGCCGCCAACCCUGACCAAGCUCUCUAUCCUCGUCCUCUACUGGCGCAUUAGUCCGGACAGAACCUUCCGAAUCUGUAUCGUCGCCACCGCCGUGGUGCUGAUCGCUUACACGGCCACCUUCACCGGCCUGUUUUGCGGACCCUGCAACCCCCUCCUCGGCACCCCUGAGAGCGCAGUCUGCCUCAACAACAUUGCCGUCUCCCAGGCCGUUCUGAACAUCGUCACCGAUGGCGUCAUCAUCAUCCUGCCGAUCCCCACCAUCCACGGCUUGAACAUGGCCCUGAAGCAGCGUGUUACCGUCGGCCUCAUUCUGGGCCUUGGGUCAGCCGCCUGCAUCGCGUCCAUCGUGCGCGUGGCGUACGUGCGGGCCAUGGUGGCCAACCCGGACGUCACCUUCACGCAGUGCUCGGCCGCGGUGUGGUCGCUGCUGGAGAUGAACCUGGGCAUCCUGUGCAACUCGCUGGCGGCGCUCAAGCCCUUUGUGCGCCAGCACAUGCCCAACCUCUUCUCGUCCAACGGCUGGGGCAGCGACGACCGCAAGCCGGGCGCCGGCAGCUCGUCGUCCGGGUACCCCUCCAAGCGCAGCAAGAGCCGCGCCUGGGGCCACACCUACCAGCUCCACAGCGUCGGCGCCGGCAAGCCCGAGGACCACCCGAAUGCUGUCAAGGAUGAUAUUGUGGUCGAUCAGCAGUUCACCGUCGAGUAUGAUACCAACCGCGCCAAGGCCGCCACCAUGACUACCCGGAGCGGUGGGAGUACGGAGAGUAUACUGGCGCCGCAGUAUCCGGCCCACCAGCCAGUUUGAGGCGGGGGGUUGGGCGUGGUGCGGGAGGGGGGGCUCGGCAACCGUGGGCUGCGGUG
This is a messenger RNA of Chaetomium fimeti, 1424 nucleotides long. RefSeq lists its product as uncharacterized. The record is from RefSeq and is a predicted model, not a curated record. The transcript is spliced from 5 exons. Bases 199 to 1368 code for a protein of 389 amino acids. Lineage: Eukaryota; Fungi; Ascomycota; Sordariomycetes; Sordariales; Chaetomiaceae.